Molecule: messenger RNA, 4620 nt
Organism: Humulus lupulus (European hop)
Lineage: Eukaryota; Viridiplantae; Streptophyta; Magnoliopsida; Rosales; Cannabaceae
Product: SNF2 domain-containing protein CLASSY 1-like
Exons: 8
Coding region: 550-4308 (1252 amino acids)
Biological process (GO): gene silencing by siRNA-directed DNA methylation
Molecular function (GO): chromatin binding; ATP-dependent chromatin remodeler activity; ATP binding
Source: RefSeq, a predicted model, not a curated record
UCAAACCAAAGAUUUUUCAUUUCAGAAUAUUGUCAGACAAAAAAAGAAAAAGAAAAAUUAAAAGGAGCUCUUUUUAGAUGACUCCGUUGAGCUGUCGCUUUCUCACUUUUCUCACUCACUCUUUUACUUACAUCACUGGCUGCUAGUGCUACCCUUUAUAGCCUCUUCACAGUGGCCGGAAUCUCAAUUCCGAUCAUUCUCGCCGGAAUCUUAUCUUCCUAUUCAGGACAAAUAAUGGAGAGAAAUAGAGGGAAAUGGAUGGUUGUCAGAGAAAAAAGCUUUUAGUCAAAACUUUCCGUUUCAGUAUGAUAUGCCAUUUGGAUCACAAGGUUGAGGUAUUAGUUUAUGUGACGACCCUGCACGAGACCUUGGAGAUGAGAGUAAGGGGUUUCAUCUCCAAACAAAUGGGUUAACCUUUUGGAGUGAGCAGUAUGUUUCUUUCUAUUUAAUGAAGAAAGAAAAAAAGAAAAAUAAAUAUGCAGGGAUAGAAGGAGAUUCUACUGCUUUUGGAAGGUUAACAGAAAGGUUUUUGCUAAUCAAGAAAUAAAAAUGGUGACAAAAAAGCAUUUCUGUGGAUCAUACCAUCCAUAUAAUGAUCAACCCUUUGAGGCUCUCUGCUGCGGCUCAUGGAAAGCUCUGAAGAGUAUACGCAUUAGUAAUGGGACUAUGCGUUUGAAUUUUAUGGAUCAUGGAUGUACUCUUCAGGAGAAAGGACCCUUUACGAACCUUCGAAUAAAGUCCAGACAAGCUACAUUAUCUGACUGCACUUGCUUUCUAAGACCCGGUGUUGAUAUAUGUGUGCUUUCAACCUUGCAAUCGGAUGAUGAAGGACAAGAUCCUGUUUGGAUUGAUGCUAGAAUAAGUUCCAUAGAGAGGAAGCCUCACGAAUCUGGAUGCUCAUGUAAAUUUUACAUCAACUUCUAUACCAACCAAGGCCCUCUGGGUUCGGUGACAGAAACACUAAAUAAAGAGAUUACAGUAGUAGAAAUUGAUAAAAUAUUUAUCCUUCAAAAGAUUGGUCAAAACUUUUGUGAGGAUCAGUACUACAGAUGGGAUUUCUCAAAGGAUUGCUCCACACGGCAAAAGACCAAAAUGCUUUUAGGGAAAAUCUUAUCUGAUCUUUCAUGGUUACUUGUUACCUCUUCUGUAAAGAAUAUAUCAUUUGAUGUAAGAUCAGUGCAAAGCAAAAUUGUAUAUCAAAUUUUGGGAGUUGUUGAGGAAAGCAGUUCUUCAAGUUCCCAUAGUACUCUACAUGCUGCAAACUUUAGAGUAGAUAAUGGUAUUUCAGUCCCAAUUGUUGUUCAAUUUGCCCAAGAUGAUUCUAUCAGAGCAGAACCUAAUCCAACACUUGACAAAAUUGAAGCUGAACCAUCACCAUUUUCUGAUUCCAUGGGCUUACGUCGUUCCAAGCGUCGCAAUGUUCAACCCGAGCGUUUCCUUGGCUGUGACAGUGGGUCAGAGAUAGAUGUUGGCUAUGUUCGGACAAGACCAUACAAGAUAGAUAGAGGGGAAGAUAUUGAAUUGUCAAUGCCGUUGUCACUCCUUUUUGGUGUAAAUGGACUUCGUUCAAAAGCACAUAGUAGGGAUGAAAAUAUAAGUCACCCUCGUAAACGAAACUUCUCUGGGAAUCUAAUUGAAUAUGAAAGCAAGGCCACAUCAAGGAAGGUAAAACCAGGUGUGACUAAUCGUAAAGAACAUCCAUACAAACCAGAUGUUCCUUUAACUGAAAAAGAAAUUGCUUCGCUAUCCUUUGACAACUAUCAAUUCCAAGCCAAGAAUCCUCGAAACCAUGCAAAGAAGCUUGAUGAGAUUUCUCCCCAGCGUUAUUACGCUAACAAUUACCAUAAAGUGCAGAAAAAGAAUAUUUCUGAUCUAGAAGAGUUGGAGCUUGAAAGUACAUGGGAAAGAAGACCAGUCGCUAAAAGUGCACAGAAAAGAAGAUAUCGUCGUAAUAUCCGAUACAACAGUUUCAGUGGAGAAAGAACUUAUCAAAAGAGGUCUCUCCAUGCAGGAGCAUACACAGAACUAAUAAACUCAUUCUUGAAAAACAUUGAUUGUACAGGCAAGGAAGAGCCACAGAUCACUGACCAGUGGAAAGAACAUAAAACAACCAACCUACAGAAUGAAAUGCCGCCAGAUGAGGAUGAGGAAGAAAUGUCAGAGACUGAAAUUUUGUGGAAAGAAAUGGAACUAGCCUUGGCAUCAUCUUAUGUUCUUGAUGAUGAUGAGGAUUCAAAUGUCGGUGGUGCAAGUGAAAAAUUUUCAAACCCAGAAUGCGAACAUGAAUACAAAGUGGAUGAAGAAGUUGGUAUUUUGUGCAGUUUGUGUGGUUCUGUUUUCACAGAAAUAAGAGAUAUUUUGCCACCCUUUAUGCAAAACACUGGUUGGAGUGCAGCUGAUAAAAAUUUCAGUGAAGAAGAUUUAGAGCGUGGUGCAGCUGAAGAUUCUGAGAUGGAUUUUCUACGUCCUCAGGGUUGUCCUGAUGAACCUCUAUCAGAAAAAAAUGAGAAUGUGUGGGCCUUAAUUCCCGAAAUUCGAAGGAAGUUACACCUUCAUCAGAAAAAGGCUUUUGAGUUUCUGUGGAAAAAUAUUGCAGGAUCUUUAACGCCGGAUUUGAUAAAACCAAAGUCCAACAAGUUGGGUGGUUGUGUCAUCUCUCAUUCUCCCGGUGCUGGGAAAACUUUUUUAAUGAUAGCAUUCCUUGUCAGCUACCUAAAGUUAUUCCCAGGAAAAAGACCUUUGAUCCUUGCUCCAAAGACAACACUCUAUACCUGGUACAAAGAAUUUAUUAAGUGGAAAAUUCCCGUACCUGUUUAUUUAAUCCAUGGUCGGAGAACCUAUAGAGUGUUCAGGCAAAAAUCUAUUAUCUUUCCUGGAGCUCCGAGGCCAACGGAUGAUGUCAGGCAUAUUCUGGAUUGCUUAGAGAAGAUCCAGAAGUGGCAUGCACAUCCAAGUGUUCUUGUAAUGGGUUACACUUCAUUUCUUGCAUUGAUGCGUGAAGACUCCAAAUUUGCGCAUAGGAAAUUUAUGGCUAAAGUUUUGAGGGAAAGUCCAGGAAUCUUGAUAUUAGAUGAAGGACAUAAUCCCAGAAGUACCAAAUCAAGGUUGAGGAAGGCCUUAAUGAAAGUUGAAACAGACCUAAGAAUAUUACUUUCAGGUACAUUGUUCCAGAACAACUUCUGCGAAUAUUUCAACACUUUAUGUUUGGCAAGACCAAAGUUUGUGAAUGAAGUGUUGAAGGUCUUAGACCCAAAAUACAAAAAGAAAAAGAAGAAACUAGUGGAAAAGGCACGCAAUUUGAUGGAAGCACGAGCAAGGAAGUUCUUCUUAGAUAAUAUUGCAAAGAAAAUUGAUUCAAAUGAAGAAAAGGAGAGGAUGCAGGGUCUUAAAAUGUUGAGAAAAAUCACCACUGGAUUCAUCGAUGUGUAUGAAGGUGGAGGAUCUUCUGACACACUUCCUGGCCUACAAAUUUACACCUUGUUGAUGAACUCAACUGAUAAGCAGCAUGAGAUUUUGGUGAAACUGCAUCAGAUUAUGUCAACAUACCAUGGCUAUCCCCUGGAACUGGAGCUUUUAAUUACUCUUGGAUCUAUUCAUCCUUGGUUAAUCAAAACUGCAGUCUGUGCUAAUAAAUUUUUCAGCGAUGAAGAACUACAGGAUCUUGAGAGGUACAAGUUUGACUUAAAGAAAGGAUCAAAAGUGAAAUUUGUUCUGAACCUUGUUUAUCGUGUUGUCAAGAAGGAGAAAAUUCUGCUCUUCUGUCACAACAUUGCACCAGUUAAACUAUUUUUAGAGUUAUUUGAACAAGUAUUUGGUUGGCAAAGGGGUAAGGAAGUCUUAGUCUUAACAGGGGAUCUUGAAUUAUUUGAACGAGGAAGAGUAAUGGAUAAAUUUGAGGAACCAGCAGGGGAGUCAAAGGUCCUGCUUGCUUCAAUUACAGCCUGCGCUGAAGGAAUCAGUUUGACAGCAGCUUCUCGGGUUAUCAUGCUGGACUCAGAGUGGAAUCCAUCCAAGACAAAGCAGGCUAUAGCAAGAGCUUUUCGGCCUGGACAGCAAAAGGUGGUCUAUGUGUACCAACUUCUUGCCACAGGUACAUUGGAAGAAGACAAGUACCGAAGAACAACAUGGAAAGAAUGGGUUUCGAGUAUGAUUUUCAGUGAGGCUCUUGUGGAGGACCCUUCAAAGUGGCAAGCUGAAAAGCUUGAAGACGACAUACUGCGAGAGAUGGUGGAGGAAGACCGGACGAAAUCGUUCCACAUGAUAAUGAAAAACGAGAAGGCGUCUACCGUCAUCAGAGGUAAAGACUAAACCUUCAAUGACUUUGCUUGUGUAACGAAGAUUGUCUUCGACCAGAUUGUUUCUUUGACCCUUGUUUUAUUCUCCUAAAUGUUUUUCUGGCUAAUUCAUAAGUAAUAUGUUACUAUAUGUUGAUACCUGAGUUCAGUUCGACUUCAUUACACUGACCAGGUUUAGUCAUUUUAUCCACAGUUCAUUAUUCAAAAUACACAUGCUUUGUCUAACCAUUGCAGAUUGUUCUGAAGCAUGGUUAUGUUUAUUUAAUCCAUAAUGAACUUUUUAAUGAGAAUGAGAAUAAAGGAAGCGUUGCCAUUUUCCUUGUGC